UACAUGUAAAUGAUCUUGCCUAGUGUCUAUUGAUAAAGAGGCUGAUUUUGUAGUGAGUGCAGUCAAGGAAGACCUAACUAUAUGGGCACAGAGAAGUCACCAACUGUAUGAUAAUCACUAAUAAGGAAUUAGAAGCUUUUAGAAGGAUUAGAAGGUUUAUACAUCUUCAAAUGAAUUAACUGAGCUGCUGUUUGUUUUUUUAAAUGUUUUUCCUUUAGGUUGUCAAUCGUGAGGUUGAGGGUUCGAAACCCGGCUCUGUAAAGCAGCCACUAUUAAACCGUACAAAGGCUGACCCUGGGCUCUGACCCCAACGUACACGUAUAGAUGUAUAUACGGCAAAUAACGACAUUCUGAUCCAUUUUCUGAGGUUUGAGUGUUUUUAGAUGCAGGUUUGAGGGUUUUGGUGUUUCAGGUUCAGCCUCGACUAGGAUCAGUAAUAACUGCCAGAUCUCCUAAAUUCCUGAAGUGAAAACAGUCAGUAGUUGAACUUUAACUUUUAAAGUUAGACUUUAACUUUAUAAGUGACUUUGUAGUUCAGCGCUGUGUCUCACAAAAGCAGCUGAACAUCUCAGGCCUUGAUGACCAAUCAUGACCUGGAUUAAAGUUCUCACAGCCCUGGUCUCUGCAUGGUUCCUAGCCAAGAAACCAGAGUUAAAUUUUUACAGAAUGUUAUGUUUGGGUUUGUAUGGGUGUUAUGGUACUGCACGUUAAGUCUGGUUAAGUCUGUCUAGCAGGAUCUGACACUAGUGGACACGAUUAGCGAGGGAAGGACGGGUGGGGUUCAGCCUCCCUGCCCCACAAUAGUGACUCAAAAUACAGUCUUAAUGUUCACAUGAGCAGCAAAGGAAUGUACGAAUGCACCGGCGCUCAGCGACUUUGCAAGGGCGCCUUUCAGCCAGCAAAAGUCGCUAGAAUAAAUAGAUGCAAACUUAUAUAUUUAAAUGUAUUUAUUAUGUAUUUUUCUCUCGUUUUGUUGUCGAAUGACAGGAUCCAGGAGUUUAAGGCGGCCCUGAGCGAGGAGAAGAUCAACCUGAAGGCGCUGCAGGAGCUCUGCUUUGGCGGAAUUCCAUUUGAGGGUGGAAUUCGAUCCCUGUGCUGGAAGAUCUUGUUGAACUACCUGCCCCACGAUCAGACGCUAUGGGACUCCUUCCUAAAAAAGCAGAGAGAAAUCUACGCACAGUUCCUGAAGGAGAUGAUCAUCCAGCCGGGUAUCGCCAAAGCUAACCUGGGUCUGUCCAGAGAGGACGUGACCAUGGAGGAUCACCCGUUAAACCCGAACCCGGACAGCCGCUGGAACAACUACUUCAAGGAUAACGAGGUUCUGUUACAGAUCGAUAAGGACGUCAGGCGUUUAUAUCCAGACAUGGCGUUCUUCCAGAGACCCACCGACUUCCCCUGCCGGCUGAUCCUCCAUUCACAGAACGAGUACGAAACUCUGAGGCGACGCGUGGAGCAGAGCACGCUCAAGGCUCAGACUGUCAACCGCAACCGCAGCGGAGUCACCAACGUGAGCUCCCCGGGCAAGGCGCUAAACCUGUACCCCUCGAACGAGUACGAGGUUCUGCCGAACGGCUGCGAGGCGCACUGGGAGGUGGUGGAGCGAAUCCUCUUCAUCUACGCCAAGCUGAACCCGGGUAUCGCGUACGUGCAGGGCAUGAACGAGAUCGUCGGGCCCAUCUAUUACACCUUCGCUACGGACCCCAACUCGCAGUGGAAAGAGCACGCGGAGGCCGACACCUUCUUCUGCUUCACCAACCUGAUGUCGGAGAACCGCGACAACUUCAUCAAGAGCCUGGACGACUCGCAGUGCGGCAUCACGUACAAGAUGGAGAGCGUCUUCUCCAUGCUGAAGGAGAAAGAUCUGGAGCUCUAUAUGAAACUGCAGGAGCAGAACAUCAAGCCGCAGUACUUCACGUUCCGCUGGCUCACCCUGCUCCUCUCUCAGGAGUUUCUCCUCCCCGACGUCAUCCGGAUCUGGGACUCGCUCUUCUCCGAUCAGGAUCGUUUCCACUUCCUGAUUCUCGUCUGCUGCGCCAUGCUCACUUUGAUCCGGGAUCAGUUGCUGGCGGGUGACUUCACAACAAACAUGAGAUUACUCCAGGAUUACCCUAUUUCCGACGUCCACACUAUCCUCACCAAGGCGAAGGAGCUGCAGGGCGGCUCGUAGCUUCCCGGCGCUCGUUCGGAGAACCACGCUAACACACUAACCACGAUGACCGCGGCGCCCCAUGGCGUCCUGGAAACGAUGCCGUCUUUCAGACAUUGCAUUAUGGAAAACUACAAGAGGACCUUAUCGCUUGAAUAUUGGGCCACGCCUUUCUUAGUCAGACUGUGUGUGUGUGUGAGAGAGAUUUAAAUUGCACCGAACACUCGAACGGAUCAAACUCACGUCGAUCAGACGCGCCUCAAGUGUUCAACACUCCGAAACUCCCAAAUUAUCUUUUGUUUUGUUGUUGUUUUUUGCUGAAUGAAAGAGUUUUGUAAUUUUUUUAAAAACAUUUUACUUCGUACACAUUUACUUUUAUUAAUUGUUGGGGUUUUUUUGUAUGAUGAUGUAUCAAGACAGAGUUAUUCGACAUUUGAUCAGACUAAAAUAUUCGAUAUUCAUGUUUUGAUAAUCAGAAGUAAAAUCAACUAAUCGUGGAAUGUAACCUGGACCGUCCGAACGUUCUCAUACAGGUCCGGCCACACCAGAGUGUUGGAUGUGUGUUCCAUGCACGACAUGUCCUGUAGUGUACCAGGUCGCUCAGCUGGAGCUGGAGUUCAAAUCUCAGCUCUGCUAUCAGCCGGUCUGGUGCCUACACAGACACACGGUUGGCUGAGUGCCUGUAGGGGUGGGACAGUGGCAGAAACAGGGUUCCUUAUUGCUGGUGCAACCUCUGCUGACCAGUUGAGGACUGAUCGCGGGUGGCUCUGUGUGACCGCCUCGGGGGUGGGCGUGGCAGCAGCGACAAGAGAGAGGCAGACUACAAUUGGACACAACUGGAUUGGGUGUAAACAAGGGCAAAAACAGAACAAACAGUCCAAAAUGAAUGUAGAACCUGGUUUGAUCUCCUGGUUCAUGUUUGGACUUUCAGUUUCAUUCCAGUUUUGGCUUUAUAUCCUCCAGUUUCAGCCUGACCAUGCUGACUUCAUAAAGAGACAGGAAUGGUGAGUUCCUGGUGUGGUUGGAUCCUAAACUAUUAAUAAUGUGGCUUUAUUCAAUUCUGGAUUGAGGGGCACCUCACACCACCCUGUUUCUGAUGACUGUCCUACUGAACUCUACCAGACCAGAACGGUUUGGAUUCAACACAGUGUUUAAUGAUAAUGGUAUUAAUCCCCGAGCUGCUCUGACUGCUGCAUGCAGGUGCCUCUGUCCCGUCAUCCUGAAGAGUUUAGUUUAGUUUUAUUGUUUCAUGCUCUGUUUGAGGAUGUUUGAUGUUCGUGUCUGUUUUUCACCACCGUGAAACCGCCGCUGGUCGGGUUCUCCGGUGAACCUUCUGAAGAAGCAGCCUGUUAGUGCUGAAGCAUGAUGAUCAUCCUAAUCUCUACUAAUCCAAGUCAUGUAUUCCUGAUGAUCCGAGUUACUGCAGCGUGUUUUCGUCCUUACUGAUUGUCCUGACGCAGCACAUGAAUGUUUACAGUAUUCCUCAUUCUGGAAACGGAAACUGAAUUAAAAAUGCUGGAAUGGAAGGAAUGGAAAUAAGUAAAUAGGGACGUGCCGAUAUAUAUUUUUUUCACACGUGACCACGGCCUGAUAUUUUAUUCUAUUUAUUUUAGAUUAUGUAGAGCGUUUGUGUCCACGAAAUUAAUCACAGAAUCAAAGCGGCACUGCAGGGUCGACGUUACCUGUGGACAGGAGACACCCACACUACCAGUUUGAGAUGAAUUGGAACUUUUAUUAUGAGCAAGCCCUUUUCGUCCAAGGUCAGGUGUCCACAUACUUUUGACCAUAUAGCGAGUGUAUAUCCGCCUGCAUGUCUCCUUUCAAAUGAUAAACCUACUUUAUUUCAGCCUGAAACACCAAAUAUGAUCAGAAAUAAUAUCCUGCAUGUUAAACGCCGUGUAUUUUGUUUUAUUGAUUAUUGGCACAUGUUUGUAUGCAGAUCAAUCGCUUGAUUUAUUGAUUUGUUGUUGGGUUUUUUUGGCACUGAAUGGUUUAAGAUGAAUGAAUCUGAUUGCUCGAUGUUUACGUUCCCAGAUCUUUAUAAUACGAAAGAAAAAUGCUUUUCGAGGUUCUGAUUGUUUUAUUAACACUUAAGUGUUUUUGGAAAAACGACAUUGUGUGUGUGUGUGUGUGUGUGUGUGUGUGUGUGUGUGUGUGUGUGUGUGUGUGUGUGUGUGUGUGUGUUCAUUCUUACCUUAAUGCAUACAUUACAGUCUUGUGCAAAACACCUUUGAGAUGAAUUGGAACCUCUGUAAUGAGCCAGGCAUCCUCAUCCUCCGUCAAUACAUGCAGUCUAGAAAAGUACGGUGGAUCAGCUCCGUAUUAAUGCCAGUUUUCAAGCUCAAUAAUUAGGUGUCCACAUACACUAAAUGGACAAAAGUAAUAGGACGUCUUCAAAUUUUUUUAUUACUGUGUUUUAGCCACAACAGUUGCUAACAGGUGUAAUAAAUCAGUUAUAUACAGUUAAUAUAAAGCUAAGCAUAGGAUUAUCUUAACAGAGCAGCCUUACAGACUGUUGAAUGUGAUAGAACGUCAACCUGAGUAAAAAAUGAGUGGAACAAUGUGUUCUUUUAAACCUGAAUCAGCUUUAUGAAGCUUCUCUCUGUGUUUACUGUAGCCUUUAUGUGCGUGUUAAACAAGCUGUGAGCUUCAAUGUGACAUUUUUGCUCCAGUCUGGUGACAAAUUUGUUCUACUGGCCGGAUUUUUGAGAUUCCGGAGAUACGCAGAGCUGCAGUGUACUUCAUACUGCCUGGUCACGGUCACCCUAUUGUCUGGUUCUGCCAGUAAAACGAUAUCAGAAAUAUGUAGCCUUGUGAGUGUAUAUUGUAAACAAAAGAGUUCUUCAGAAUAUCAGAAGAAAGUCAGUUUGACCACAAACCACAUAGAUUCAACAUUUUAUUCCUGGUCCUCUUUCAUGUUCCAUCUUUCACUAGAGAAGAUUCAGAAGGAUCAGUUUAACACUUGUCCUUGUUUCAAGUGUUUUCAAACCUUAAUUUAGAGCUAAACACCCUGCACGCCAGCACAGACCUUGAAUCUCAUGGUUUGUUUCUAGGGAGAUCUAAGCAUGUUCCUUUGGGUGAAAAGCUCAACGGGUUCGUGUCCUGCUGAACUAGUAUUUAUGGCUCAUGUUUCUGAAGAAGAACAGUUUUUGUGUAAUUUCGGAGCUUUUUCUCCUGACCAUUCAUGAGAAAACUGAACCACUGGCAUCAUAAUGAAAUAUCCUCGACUGUUCCAUUUGAUUACUGGGAGAAACGAUUUACACUGACUGACAGAUGCUAGACACUAGUGCUAGUCCAUAAUCCAGUGGUUCUCCACCUUCUUGUCUUGCGGCACAGUGGGUAGCACUGUCGCCUCACAGCAAGAAGGUCCUGGGUUCGAUCCCCAGGUGGGGCAGUCCAGGUCCUUUCUGUGUGGAGUUUGCAUGUUCUCCCCGUGUCCGUGUGGGUUUCCUCCCACAGUCCAAAGACAUGCAGGUGAGAUGAACUGGAGACACUAAAUUGUCCAUGACUGCUCAAUAUAACCUUGAAUGUAACUAAAGUAUAAAACAUGAUGUUAAAAUCCUAAUAAACAAACAACUUCUUGUCAAA
This is a messenger RNA of Trichomycterus rosablanca, 5734 nucleotides long. RefSeq names its product TBC1 domain family, member 13 (gene tbc1d13). NCBI's taxonomy places the organism in Eukaryota, Metazoa, Chordata, Actinopteri, Siluriformes, Trichomycteridae. The coding region runs from base 833 to 2167 and encodes 444 amino acids. Gene Ontology annotation, biological process: intracellular protein transport; activation of GTPase activity. The transcript is spliced from 11 exons. Gene Ontology annotation, molecular function: GTPase activator activity. The record is from RefSeq and is a predicted model, not a curated record.